AUUUAAUGACUCCCUGAUCCUGCAGGUUCCAGCAUGGUGCCAAAGGCAGAGGCUCUUCGACCGACUCCCAGAAAGCUCGACGCCAUCGCCGAUGAUAUCUGCGGGAGGACGGGUGACUGCGGCGAUGCUGUCACCGUGGUCACUUCUACCGUCAGCAACACCGCAAAGGCCACGGGUGACGCCAUCGCCGAUGGUAUCUGCGGAAGGACAGGCGACUGUGGCGAUGCUGUCACCGUGGUCACUUCUACCGUCAGCAACACCGCAAAGGCCACAGGUAACGCCAUUGCCGAUGGAAUCUGCGGAAGGACAGGGGACUGUGGCGAUGCUGUCACCACGGUCACUUCUACCGUCAGCAACACUGCAAAGGCCACCGGUGACGUUGUUGCCGAUGGUAUCUGUGGAAGGACAGGUGACUGCGGCGAUGCCGUCACCGUGGUCAGUUCUACCGUCAGCAACACCGCACAGACCGUGGGUGACGCUAUUGCCGCUGGUAUCUGCGGAAGGACAGGUGACUGCUAA
This is a messenger RNA of Oldenlandia corymbosa var. corymbosa, 519 nucleotides long. The record is from the annotation of a GenBank genome assembly. Lineage: Eukaryota; Viridiplantae; Streptophyta; Magnoliopsida; Gentianales; Rubiaceae.